Tripterygium wilfordii is the source of this 1943-nucleotide messenger RNA. RefSeq lists its product as uncharacterized. The record is from RefSeq and is a predicted model, not a curated record. Lineage: Eukaryota; Viridiplantae; Streptophyta; Magnoliopsida; Celastrales; Celastraceae. Bases 110 to 1474 code for a protein of 454 amino acids. The transcript is spliced from 13 exons.
CUUUUCCCUCGUGUCCCGUCAAAUAAAGUGACUGUUUGGGGGAACCAAGCAAAUUUGUGCCUCUUUUUUUAGGUUUUGUGUUUUAUGCAGAAGAAGAGAAACGGCGAACAUGGAUGGUCCUCUUGAUUUCGAAGACGAAGAUGCACUCUUCAGCCCCCCUGUUGUUCCUAAGAAAAGGAAAAAGAUCAUUGGAUUGGAUGAUCUCUUAACUGACUUCUACAGAGAGAAAAGUAAGUGUCUCGAAAGAGAAUCUAAAAGGGAAAAGGCCCCCCAAAAAGACAAUUCAGACGAUGAUGAAGAUGACAAAGAAGCUUUGGUGUGCAAAGCUGUUGAUGAAUGCCAAAAGCAGAUGACAGAACUAAUCGGUGAGGAAGAGAUCUCCAUGUGGGGCAUCCGGCUUUUCGGAGAUCAGAAAACUCCACCACCCCUCAUUUUCCCCGAGCUUAGAAGUUCCUUGCUUUUACAGUCUUUCAUGGAGAAUGAGCUUAGUACUUUGGUUGAACUCCCCAUCGAAACAGGUGAAGUUUUCCUAGAAAGUUUGUUGUUAAAUGGCUGGCUCUCAAAAUUGAUUAUUUCAUGUGGUCAUCUAGAAAAAUCAAUAGCCUCAUGGACCUUUAAUAUGAUUUUAUAUUCAUCAAGAGAAGAGUUAAGGGCAUCUGCCUGCGACUUGUGGCACCUUGUUCUUUCGUCUAAAGCAGAGGUUGCUUCAGUGCCCAUUAAGAUUGAUUGGUUUCCGGGCUACUCUGAACUUAGAAGAGCUCUUGAAACCUAUGGAUUUCUAUUCAGUUUCUCAUCCACAACCGAAUCAGUUGAUACGAAUUCUGCCUGUCAAAAGCCAUCUCAAAAUAUCAAAGCCUGGGUUGAAAUUUCUGCUGCUUGCUGCCAAGCGAGGAGUAAGAAACCUAUAUUUUCGACGUCUGAAGCCGAAGAGUUGGUUCAAUUCAUUAUUUGUCUAUUUUUAGACCGCCAACUUAUGGGACUGCAGUUGCUUUUCUAUGAAUGCACACAAUCAGUUAUCAAUUACUUCACAGACGAGGAAUGGACUAUCAGCUCUAAGAGAAUAGCAAAAUCUCUUGCUUUCAGAGUCCCCAUGGACUUGAACUGCUUGCGAGCUGUGGAAUGCAUUUCUGGAGUUGGCCCUCGUAGUAAGGGCCUCAGGAGUGCAGUGGCCUAUGAAGUUCUUUGUAAUUGUUUGAAUUGUAAGGCUGCAAAUGAAGAAGAGAUUCUGAGUUUGCUCAUCUCAAUUAAUGUGAAAGACAGAAGCUGUGAUCUUUUCAAGAUGUACAUUUACCUUGUUUUGACUGAGAAUUGGCUCAUGUCCACUACGCUGUUGGAAGAGAAGCCGGUGCUUUAUGAAAUGUGGAGUGUAUAUUUGCGAAAUUGUUCUUGUCAAAUCACAAGCACAGAUAUGAGAUCUUAUGCGCCAAAGGUUCGUAAUAAAGCUUCAUAUCUUCUACAAGGCACUAUCAAGUAAUAUCCGUCAUAGAUCGCAAGAAAGCAUUUGUUUGCCAGUCAGGGAGCUUGAAGAAUGUGAAAGACUGCCUGGUUGCUUGGUGCUCAAGUUUUGCUUGUAAUCAUAUGCAUCUCUACGAAAAAUAUGUCGCCUAUGGACUUAAAUUCUGGGAUCUGUUAUUGCUAUCCGUUGCUUUGAUGCUGAUCUAAUUGCCAACUGAACUAGCUUCCCACUCUCCUGUAAAGACUGACCUUACAUGGCAGUGACGCAAUUUAGAAAGAAAAUGAAAAGAUGGGGUUUAGUAUCACAUUUGGUUAUAGAAAGAUAGCCAAUGUUUCAAUUUGUACAUCAAAGGUCAAAAUGUGCCAAAUAAGUCAUUCGGGUUAUCUUUCGGAGACCAAAUGUGAUAUUAAUCCUGAAAAGAUGCAACCAGACUAUUUCAUAUGCAAUAUUGCGCAUGAUAUUGAAUAAUAACCAUUGUUCUAGUCUA